AUGGGCAAGGUGCAUAUUCUUGUUCAGAAAAUCAGGCAGGAGGCUCACCAUCAGAUCGUCAGGUUUCCAGAGGACGAGUUGCACAAGCUGAGAGGCGUGGACGCCACGCUGUACGUUCGUUUCCUCCGUGGAUGCUUCUAUUUUGCGCUGCUCCACACAUUCACGACGUUCCCCAUCUUGUUCCCCAUCCAUGUCAAAUUCUCCGACGACGAAAUCCCCUCCAAAUCAAUGACAAGAGCCUCUAUAUCUUCGCUUGUGACGACAGAUAAAGGCCUUUCCGUCCUCUGGAUCCACAUGUGCCUAUUAUUCUGGGUGACCCUCUCCUGGAUGGCUACCCUGAUAUGGGUAUGCGACGGUGCCUUCCGCCUACGUGCAAAGACUACACAGAAACUGGCAGCGAAACGGAAAACGUUCCUCCAGAACCCCGAGUCUGUCGACACAGGCAUUUACCAACACCCUCAUCCGCAAUACGCCUUCCAAGACAUCCCGACACACGACCGCAAUCACCCCAACUUUGGGCUACGCCUUCGAACAGUCAUGGUUUCCAAUGUCCCCAGCCAACUACGCGAUGAAAAGGUCCUCAAAGAGUACUUUGAAUACUAUCUUUCUCGCAAGAUCGAAAAGCCCAGCAUGGGCCUCACAUCCUCUGUACAACCCGGAUUCAUCAACAAGUCGGUUGCUUUCCUUUUCAACAAGGCCAAAAGGAUUCCUGCGCAUCUACCGGAGGUUCUCUUGCCUGGAAAGAGCGAGGAUGAAUCGGGAGAUGAAACGAAGCGCUCCAGUUCACGAAGCAGCAUGCAGCCUCCUGUUAUCGAGCGGGUGGUUGUCGCGCGCAAGAUGACAGAAUUGGCAUCACUCCUGGAACGCAGGGAAGAGAUCCUGCGACUUCUGGAGACGGCUCAUAUCAAACUCGCUACAAAAGCUCUCGCGGCUGCCAAAGAAGCUAUGACCAGGAAGGAUGGCAAGAAGCCUGUCCAAAUCGCGUCAUCAAAGGCCGCCGAAGCGGCGAGGAAGCGGAGGUCGGAGCAUGUGCCAGAUUUGGAACGCGGAGAGGGCGGGGUGGCGUGUUUGAACGACGAAGAGCAGCUCGAUAAGCUCGUUGAGACACUUGGGCCAUUCGUCCGUGAGCUCGAGUCUGAGCUUCCGCGUGGUACGCUCAGAAAGCCUAAGCGGAGAAUGUCGAAGCAGAGUUUCCAGCGGUUGACCCAGCAAUCGCCGACUUCAAGCGCGAACAGCUCAGAUACGGAGGAACACACCAAGUACCCACCCGAUAAGAAACGGCGGAGGAAGUCGACGAGGGGACAUCCGACAGUGUGGGACGCACUCCUCAGUCUUCCCCGUGACAUUCUCGACCCCUACCAACCCCUGGUUAGCCUCAAUCAACUGUUCCGUGGCAAGCCCGUCCCAGCGAUAGACUACUACACCGCCAAACUCAACCUCCUAACCUCGCUCAUUACGGAGAACAGAUCCAAGUCUAUCUCGGAUUUUGACCCAGUUUCUACGGCGUUUGUGACGUUUGCGGAUCCGGCUGAUGCGAGAAAAGCGUGCAAGUAUUUGGCUGUCCAUCCCAACAAUCCUUUGGCAUGUUUGGUUACCAUGGCUCCUGAGUAUCAGGACUUGGAUUGGAACAGAGUCAUGAAAUCUUCGUUCCAUGGCGAGUUUCUGAAGGAUUGGAUUGUGAACGCCGGUGUUUGGGGAUUCACUCUCUUCUGGCUCUUCCCAGUAUCCCUCCUGGUCGGUUUAGUCUCCAUUCAAAACAUCAGUUUGUUCUGGCCAAGUCUGAAAACCUACCUUGAACGCCAUCCAUGGCAAUCCGAAGUCAUCCAAUCCUUCAUCCCUACUAUCCUGGUCGCCCUACUCGCCAUCCUCAUUCCUCUUAUCCUCCUCCUCAUUGCCAAGAAAGCCCAUACAAUCACGACCCUCAGUGCCCUUCACGACCUCAUCAUGACCCGCUAUUACAAGUUCCUCAUCGUUAACGUUUUGGUUUUCUUCUGCGUUGGGACUGCCGCCAUGCAGUCUAUCCUGCAGUCGUUUAAGAAUAUCGCGGGGCCUUUCUAUGUUGGCUGGUUGAUUUUCACGACGGCUAUGCACGGAGGGUUUGAACUGGUCCUUCUGGGACUCCCCCUCCUCACGUACCCUGCCACUUCACGACAAGUUACGCCGCGUAAACGCGCGGUCGGGAUCCGACCAAGAACGCUCAACUAUUAUUAUUGGUUACCUAAUCAUCUACUCGUGCUACAUAUUCUCUUGCUUUUCUGCCUCUUGAAUCCGUUCGUGCUGCCGUUUGGUGCCCUAUAUUUCUUUAUUCAAUCGGGCGUCAUCAAGAAUCAGUUGAUUCAUGUCUAUGCUAAGCAUUACGAGGGCAAUGGCAAGGUAUUGCUCAUCCGGAUGGUCAGAUACUCCUUGGAUGGCCUAGUCCUCAGCCUGGUUGUGAUGCUCGCGUAUAUGGUAGUCCUGCAGAAGAAGGCCAACGUCGGGGUGUGCGCGUUCCUCAUAGUGUUCACAGUGCUCUUCAAGCUGCUGUUAACCCGCAUGUGUCGAGCGCAGUUUGAACUCGAUGACAUUGCUGAAGCAGAAGCACUCUGUGGGCAAAUCUCGUUAGAAGACGACCCCGAAAUUAAUCCUGACGAUCCGGAGAACCUCAGCCAUCAAGAAAGGAAGAACCUGAUUGAAACCGGAAGCUCGAAACCUUCCGUUUUGACCUUGAAGCUCCCCCGUUGGAUGAACUUCUCUUAUAACACCCUCCGCCAGCAACCCCGCCAUAAAUAUCGACGGAAACCAAUUCCGUUUGAUUCUCCACCCUCUCCCGGGGAGAAUCAGAGGACGUUCCGCCGUGAACGUCCUUCGGAAGCAUCCCCUGCAUCUGUCCUCGACUCCGAUGCGAAGUUGCCUCGGGAUGGAUUCCCCUGGCAGGCUGAACCAUCGUUCCAAUCAAGCAACCCUGCUAUAAGGCUCAUCACUUCUGCUAACUCCGACACGGGCCCCGUCGUGCCCCACCCUCCAAGGUUGACAUGGGAUGAUCAGGACACGAUUGACUUGCCGUACGACAACCCAUACUAUACCCGGCCGAUCAACAAUGUUCUUUGGCUCCCAAGAAACCCUCUCGGAGCAUUGAAUCUCGACGACACCGUUGAUCUGAAGAUAUCUUUGACAGUCGAGUUAUCAGCGGGUCAAUUGGGGAGUUGGCUUGGGUUGGUCCAGCGUUCGUCGCCAGGUGAACUGUCGCAGUCAGAUCGAGAUGCCACUUCGUCUCAUAUAAACGCGGUCUCGCCACCCAUGUCUCUCAAGUCGCUGCCCGCUGUCGACGGCACGGAAGACAUCGAACUACCUCCGAGAAUCAUGAGACGGGUCAAGUCAGGCGAGAAUGGAAUUGAGCCUGCUCUGCGACCUCGACGGUCGACUAUCUCACGUAAUGGUCGACGGAGAGCCAAUACGACAAGUGAAGGCGGACCUCGCCCUCCCUUGGCCUCUGGAUCGCUGGCAAGACGCCGAACAAGCAUGCUAGAGGUUCCACCUGUGUCUCAUAUGCCACCCGCAUCCGAUGCUGGUUCCGGUCCGUCAAGGAUGGGUCGGGGGAGGUCGUCAUCUAUUCUAUCCGCGCUCCAACUUGCCGCUCCGUCCAGCCUCAACCGCGUCUCAUCCAAUGAGCAAGAGUUCGGCGUUCGACCUGACGCUCACGCUCAAGCAGAGCUGGUCCUCUCUGUCGCCAACAACUCAGCCUUAUCAUUACCGAAGACUCCGACACAGAAACCGCAGAAUCUCUCUGCCCAGGAAGCCAUCUUCCACGAGAUCCUAGCGGAAGAAGAGCAAGCUCUGAUCACCCGACUCGAAGACGAAGAAGCCGAAAGCCUCAAGUCCAAAUCUUCAAAAUCAUGGCUUACUUCAUGGAUGUUCAAGCGAGGCGACUAAAUUCCGCCUCCCCCACUUUACUCUCAAUGUUCGUGCUUCCAUUUGCGCUUUGUUAUACCCGUGAAACCUUAGAACACCGGUAAUUGGAAUCCUGCACUACUUAUUGUAUCAUUAUACUGCAUUCACCACCUAUCUCAUGACCUUCACGACUGUCCCAUCAGCCUUGGAAGAAUUACGAUGUACCAUUAUUGCAAUUUAUCCGAAUCCGAGCUUUUUCCCUUUUGCGCCAUC
Coprinopsis cinerea okayama7#130 is the source of this 4140-nucleotide messenger RNA. RefSeq lists its product as hypothetical. Gene Ontology annotation, molecular function: calcium-activated cation channel activity. Bases 1 to 3909 code for a protein of 1302 amino acids. Gene Ontology annotation, cellular component: plasma membrane. The record is from RefSeq and is a predicted model, not a curated record. Lineage: Eukaryota; Fungi; Basidiomycota; Agaricomycetes; Agaricales; Psathyrellaceae. The transcript is spliced from 14 exons.